Molecule: messenger RNA, 1754 nt
Organism: Paramormyrops kingsleyae
Lineage: Eukaryota; Metazoa; Chordata; Actinopteri; Osteoglossiformes; Mormyridae
Source: RefSeq, a predicted model, not a curated record
AAGACGCGCGUCUGUAAGCUGUGUGGUUUUUUACGUAUUCUUUCUGAGGAAUCCAGUACUUCGCACAACAUGCGGAAAGCUCUGCUAUUUGUACUCAUUUUGUUUGGCAUCGACUCCGUAUUUGCAGUGACCCACUCAAUGCAGUAUAUCUACAGUGCUUCAUCAGGGAUACCAAACUUCCCAGAGUUUGUGUCUGUGGGGCUGCUGGACGGGGAGCCCAUGAAUUACUAUGAUAGUAAGAUACGCAGAAUGACUCCUCGUCAGGACUGGAUUCCUCAGGCUGUGGAUGCUGCAUUCUGGGACAGGAAUACUCAGAAUCUCAUGGGUGCAGAGUCGGUGUUCAAAUCCGGCGUAGAAAUUAUAAAGCCACGUUUCAACCAAACCGGAGGUAAGUGCUGCAUGUUUACGACAGUGACCCUGACAGCUGCCGGCUGCGCAUGUUUAUCUGAUGGCUUUAUUUACAUGGAAAUCCCAGUUAAGACAACUGCUGCUGCCAGUUACUCUCCCACAGAGGAGAUGUGGUCACAGACAGGACUGUCCGCCUCCAGCUGCACUGAGACUCGCAUGUGGGUCUGGGUGUCCAAAGCCCAGGCCGCCAAGCAGCUCUGCCGUCACAAACCACGCGCCUCCUAUCAGCUCAGGAAAACGCGCCUCAGAGAGUCGGCUCUGACGGUGAAAACGCUCCGUGGGCUGCGACAGUGGGAAAGUGACAGAGCUCAGUUAGAUUACUGGAAAAGUUACCUGACCCAGACCUGCACUGAGUGGCUGAAGAAGUAUGUGAGCUACGGGAAGAGCACACUGGAGAGGACAGUCCGGCCUGAGGUGUCUCUGCUGCAGAAGGACCCCUCCUCUCCUGUCACCUGCCACACAACCGACUUCUUCCCCAAAGGGAUCGUGGUGACCUGGAGGAAAGAUGGAGUAGACAUGCACAGCGAUGUGGAGGUGGGGGAGACCCUGCCAAACGGGGACGGAACAUUCCAGAUCACAUCAAAACUCACGAUGAAGCCUGAGGACUGGAAGAUGAACAGCUACAGCUGUGUCGUGCAGCACAAGAGCCUCCAGGAUGACAUUGUUGUGCUGCUGGAGGAGAAGAACAUAAGGACCAAUCAGGGAGGCAGUUCCUGGGGCAUCAUCAUCGGCUGUGUAGCUGCUGCUCUGGCUCUCGUUGCUGUUGCCGUUGGGGUCGUGUUGUGGAGGAGGAGCAGGACAGGCUAUGGGAAAGCCGGCACGUCUGACACUGAUUCUGAGAACUCCAGCCAACAGCGACCAAAAGCAUGAGUUCACCCUCCAUGAUGUCACAGUUCAUCUCCUCUGCCAGAAGGCGACAGAAACAAAAUGAGAUGAAUGUUCAGACCUGAUAUCCCCCCCCCCCCCCACACACACACACACAGUACAAAAUAUUGUCUAUUUUUUUCUAAACUUUUAGCAGCUUUACAAUCAACAACAGUCAUGAGAUUUAAACUAUGUGGAGCAGAAAAAAUGUAAUCAGAAAAUGAAUCACUGACUGAAGGUCAGGAAGGAUCAUUAAUGCAGGUUUAUUUCUCUCUCUGUAAGUUACUGUAUUAGCAGUUAAAGCUCCGCUGUCUUAUAGCUGCUCUGCUCAGUCAUGGUGUGGCACUGCAGUCUGUUUUUAUCAUGAUCCGUCUCUUUAAAUGCCGCACAGCCUGCUGAUGAGGACGCCUGUGUGACCCUGUGUGUGAGAUGCACUGAUCACUGACUUACAGUAACGAGCACCAAGGAUAAAGCAACAGCAA